AUUCGAUCCGUACGUCCAAGAGUGAGAACGAGACCGCUGUCUGUAACGACAGAGAGAAAAAUAGCCGAACCUUAACAAAAAAAAUACUGAUAAAAAUAUUUUUUUGGCCGACAACUGUUAUUCAGUCACCGAGUACGUGAAUUGAAGAAAGAAACAUUUUUGGAUUGUCAGUGGAUUAUUCUACGGGUUAUGGUUAUUCGACUGACGAGUAUUCCCUUUGCACACAACGAGACAAACUUGCGGAUACGACUACAACUGCAGUGAACAGGACAAGACGGAAUUCACUGAUCAUCGCUUGAGUUGAAGUUUGGUAGACCUGGAAUAGCGACGAGGGACAUACGGUCGUUCUUGUUGGAGAAGUUCUAAAUCGAGGCUUGCAGAAUCCAGCAAAAUGGUUGGCCACCAAUGCUGAGACUGAACGUGACGCGCAUUUGUGACAGUCGCCGCUGGAUGCUCAUCUGAGAGGCUUUGUGCUGAGUAGAAAGCAAACAGAAGCAGUUGCUCUUUUCUCAGUGUUGGUGUGUGGCCUUCUCUGUGCUGCAGUGGAGGGCUUCACACAUACGCAGUUACUGUGGCUGGAUGCAUCACGCAGCGGAGCAGUUUAGCGGGCACAGCACACGGGAUCCCUUCCCUCUGGACGGACUGAACCGGGGACCAUGGGCUCCCGUGGGCGGCCGCGCCUGGAUCCCUCCGUCCAGGUGCUCGCCUGGUGUGAACCAACACCAGUUCGUCCCUCAUUUACCCCCCAGUCACAUGACUGAACUGAACCACCCAAGUAAAUUGUUCAACAAUGGUCUUCUUGUUCGUGGGGGGGAUAAGAUGGACUUGCCCCAGGCACUGUUGCCAGGGUUACAGAGAGAUCUGAGGGCACCUGCAGCCCCUCCCAGGCCAUGGGAGCCACCUGGCCAGAUGUAUGAAUCUUUGCCCAAUGACCAUGCCCGCCUCCACAAUGGCUACAAUGCCGGGCCUCCGGCACACCCCGCUUCCCGUGCUAGCCAACUGCCCAAGUAUGGGAACACUCACCAGCACCAUGGAUCAAGGUCUAUGGCUCCACUGGGAGAAAUGUGGUCUCAGACUCAGCAGCUGCCCCGUGGCUCUAAUAUUGGUCAGUUGAAGCGGCCUGCACCAUCUCUAGGGGAACACUCAGUGAUUCAACCUACCCCUCCCCCAUCCUUGCAGAGGCAAGCUGAUGACUGCCCCAGCCCCAAUAAAAGAAAGAGGAGCUCUGAACAGGUUUCACAUCCUGGUAUGCAGUGUUUUUCUGGUCCACUGGGACCUUCUCUGCCCCACCUUCAGCAUCAGCAACAACAUCAUCACUAUCCUCCUCCCAAACCAGGCUUCUGGAACCCCCUGCAGAAGACGGCCACAUCCUGGAAUCCUUCCGACCGCAAAAAUAGCUCUGUCGAAUUCCAGGAUUCAGCGAAGUCAAGCAUGGGAGGAUAUACCUAUACACCACCACCUCCAACCCCAUCACCUAUUUCUCCAUCUCCCAUCACUUCCCCAGGGGGCUAUGGACAGGGGCGAGGUCCUCCACCCCAAUCCCAUAAGCCCUCUCAACCACCUAAAGCUCUGGGAGCCCCAUCACAUGACCCUCACCUCCAUCUGGCAUACCCCUACCAAAAUAAUAAACCUGCCCUCACCCAAACUCGUGUGGAACACAGAGGCACACACCCUCAGAGGAGCCAGGAAAUGGAAAUGAGUCGACCCAGCGCCCAGGUCCCUCCACCACCUCCACCUCCAUCAAAAGGAGACAGGGAACACCCAAUGCCCUCACCAGCAAGCCUCACCUCCGUGCCUUACAGUCACCCCCACUUCCAGCCCCACCCUGGGCUGACCCAUAGCGGGACUCCUGCCAGCUCCAGAGCUCCGGCCAUAGUACCUCAGCACAGCAUUCAUGAGCCCUGGAGGAUUCAAGCCAGACCUGCGGACCGCACCCCUGAUUCUGGUCAGUACCGACCAUCUCUGGAACCUCAGGGUCCCCCAUCUCUGCGGCAGCAGAGCCAGAUUAGGGAGAGAAGAGAUCCACUUACGACGUCCCAGGGUGUGAGUCCCCCCCAGGUGCCAACACGUACGCCAGUCAUCACCCCUAACCCACCUUGCAUGGAGAAUAUGACCCACAGUGGGGUCAACCUCUACAGCAACAACAGUAGUGUGGGCUGUGUUCAGACAAGGCAUACAGCGCCCUCUGCUGUUUGCUCUCCUACUAACAGAACCUUGAGGCCUACAGACAUGCCUUCAGACCAAGUGAGCAGACCCCUAAAGCACCUGGGGUAUCAGGGAACCAAUCAAGGGCCCAUCAUUCACUCCAACAGCAAUCCCAAAUCUGGGCCACCUCCAACAAAUAUUCGCAAAGUGCAGGAGAGGCCCCACUACACCCCUGUAGUCUCCUCUGCCCCUUCCUCCCUCAGCUCAGGAUUCCAGAGAACAGGGGAGAGUGUCAUCACCAGCAGAGCCUCCAAUACUGUUCCACAGGUCAGCAGCUCACCCUUACAGCACCCUGCACCCAAAAAGACCUCUCCAAUGCACCAACCUCCGCCGGCACCCAUCAAUAGCUCACCCCCGCACCAACCCACAACCCCCACAACACCCACUAGCACCUCUUACCCCCAACUGGAUCCCAAGACAGCCCCAGGUACUCCACAGGCAACUACAAUGGCUCCCUCCUACCCGCACCGUUGCCCUCUGCCAGCCACUUCUAGCCCUCCAUCCAUUGAGGAGGCUCUAAACAAGCUAGAUGCAGAACUACAGGGCAUGCAUGCUGAGGAAAAGAGGAGAUAUCAGGAGAGAGAGAGGGAGGGGGAGAGGAGGAAGAAGAGGAUGGAGAAAAAGGAGGUGGAAAUGAAAGCAUCUGAGGAGUCAGCUAUUGAAAGUCUGGAUCGUUUGAUGCCUAAAAGCACUGCUGAUCCACCUCCUCCUCGCCUCUCGCCUGCUAACUCCUCCUCAGCCUCACCCCCUGGCCAGCCCUCACCCACCUAUCCCUGGCUAAGUCGAGGCGGAGUGCCACCACGUCUGGUUGGAUCCCUGGAGCGUUCCCGGCCACCUCCUCUCACACCUCAGACAGAAUAUGCCCGUGAGAAGCAACGACAGAGAGAGAGGUCAAGCAAUGCGGCAGCCAUGCUGAAUCCCACAUCCCGAAUUAUCUCAGGAAUCUCUACCAAACCCACCCAAAUCCUCUCCAACAUGAUGCAACGGACCUCCAGUCCACCCAAAGACUCCCCAGUGGAAAAACGCCCAGAUCAGGCUGGCACUGUAGGAGCCAUUCCCAACCCUCCUCCUCUCAGAGAGCCACCCAAACUCUACCAGGCCUUCCCCAGGGACACUCUACCCCCUUGCCCAGCAACUAGCACCACUCUACAUAAACGUUUAUCGAGUGGAGGUCUGGGAAGUCUGGGAAGCAGUGCCAGCAGCCUCAGUAGUGAUUCAGAUGGUGCCCAAUUUGAGGAAGAGCCAUCUGAACUUUUGCCUGAUGGUCUGGCUAACAUCAUGAAGAUGUUGGACGAGUCCAUUAAGAAGGAGGAGGAACUGUACUCUGAGAAUGGAGGCAGAGUUGGGGCAGAUGCAACUUUCCCAGUCAGUGUCACACCCAUGAAGAGCUACCUGUGUGCCCCGGACUUGAUGCCGGCUCUCAAACAGCCCCCCAUGGAGGAUUAUGGCACAGAUUUGCAUGCUAGCCCACCUGUGCUAAGUAGACAAGGCUCUCUGGCAUCCCCCUGCAGCCGCACGUCUUCUCUCUGUGAGGAAGAUGAGGAGACAUUCAGGAUUAUCCCUAAGCCUGCCAACACCCAAUCCCAAGACACUGGGUCUGGUGUGACAGGAACUAACUAUCGUCAUAGUGACCUGGCUAAGCUGUAUGGCCUUCCAGAAGCAACAAAGAGUGAGUGUGAGGAAGACGAUGAAGAGGCAGAAAGAGACGAUGAAACGCCAUCUUACUCCCCACCACCUCAGAGGCCACACCUCCAUCAGACUGGUGUGAACAGCAUGUUUAAGAACCUGGCCACUGUCCUGGAGAGCCAGAAAUACGCCUACCGUGGUGGGCCAUUUGGCCGUCCACCUCCUUCUGCUUUGGGCGGAAUAAAAUACUCCUCCUCACUCUCGCUGGGUCCAGACAUUUGUAGGCAGCAGCAGAGCACCUCUCCCACAUCCGGCUCAACCAAUCAUCCUGGCUUCAGCAGCCCAAACCCACCCCCAACAAACUCUACCUCAAGACAUCUCCAUCCCCUCUCUCCAUCAAACGUUGCAACAGAGAAACAGGGAGAGGCCAGAAUGAGCCAGACAGAUCUCUGGGACGAUGAGAAAGAAGACUUGAGAGAGGAACGUCAUGGAGCAAAGGAUUCUGGUCUUGUGGAAGACUGCACAGAAGUAGUUAGGCAGCCCAAGCUAACCACCAUCUCUGAGUCAUCCCUGGCUGAGUUGGCAGACAGUUGUGAAGAAAUAUUGAACCGACGUGUACUCUCCUCAAAGACUUCUGAACGGAUGAGGGGGGACCUGCAGGACACACACAAACACGAAAAAGAUAGGAACCGAGAUAGGGAACGAGAGAGAGACAAAAAACAUAAGCAUAGUAGUAGCAGCAGCAGCAAGAGACACGAGGACAGGAAAGAGAGGAAGAAAAAGCACAGAGAAAAACGAGAAGAGGCAUCUCACUCUUCUUCAUCCUCCUCUUCUUCGAGCUCCAGCCGACGACACAAAGAAGGCAAACCCCACAAAGAGAAAAAGAACAGACAGAUUCUGGGAAAUCUUGACCUCCAAAGCAAGGAGAUCCGAGAGAAAGAGAAAACAAGGGUAAGAGAAGAUGAGAGAAAGAAAAGGAAAGAGGAGGGCAGUCGAUUGCCAGAUGAGGGGGAGGAAUGGGUUUCGCAGAGCAAGGACAAGAAUAAGACGUCCUCAGAACCUUCAUCAUCUUCAUCUUCCUCAAUGGGUACAUCGGACUUCAUGAAAUUGAAGGCUCUGUCAGAUGGACCGCCCAAAGAGCUGAAAAUUCGACUGAUAAAAGUAGAGAGUGGUGACAGAGAGACCUUCAUUGCCUCAGAGGUAGAGGAGAAGAGAAUCCCACUGGAGGAGAUCACCAUUAAGAACUCAGCUGCGGAGGUCAUCAGGGCCUGCAAGGGAGCACGUGUGAAGGGGAAAUUUAAGGAGUCCUUCCUUAUGCCUUCCUUCUCUGUGAAACCCGUCACACCAGAGCAGCCAAUCCCACGAGAGAAACUCAAUCCUCCUACACCCAGCAUUUACCUGGAGAGUAAGAGAGAUGCCUUCUCCCCAGUGCUGCUGCAGUUCUGCACUGACCCCAAAAACCCCAUCACUGUCAUCAGGGGCCUGGCUGGCUCCCUCAGACUCAAUUUGGGGCUGUUCUCCACCAAGUCCCUGGUUGAGGCGAAUGCGGAUCAGCCAGUGGAGGUGCGGACACAGGUGCAACAGGCAGCUGAUGAGAACUGGGACCCCAGUGGCACAGGACAGACCUGGCCCUGCGAGAGCAGUCGAUCACACACUACAAUCGCCAAAUAUGCCCAGUAUCAGGCCUCCAGCUUCCAGGAGAGCCUACAGGAGGAGAAAGGCAGUGAUGAUGAGGAUGAUGACGAAGACGUUAAGAAGCCAACCAAUACCUUGGAGACAAGCGGCUCUUCUGGCACAGGAUCCAGUUCGGAUCAGAAACCAGUGGGAAAAAUCAUUAAAUUCGGCACCAACAUUGACCUAUCAGAUCCCAAACGGUGGAAGCCUCAGCUGCAAGAGCUGCAGAAACUGCCAGCGUUCAUGCGGGUGUCGUCCAGUGGGAAUAUGCUGAGUCAUGUUGGCCACACCAUUUUGGGCAUGAACACAGUCCAACUCUAUAUGAAGGUCCCUGGUAGCCGGACACCAGGACACCAGGAGAAUAAUAACUUUUGCUCAGUGAACAUUAAUAUUGGACCCGGAGACUGUGAAUGGUUUGCCGUUCAUGAUAACUACUGGGAGGCCAUAAACGACUUCUGUGAAAAGCAUGGGGUGGAUUACUUGACGGGUGCAUGGUGGCCAGUUCUAGAGGACUUGUAUCGUUCCAAUAUCCCUGUGUACCGAUUCAUCCAGCGGCCCGGCGAUCUAGUAUGGAUCAAUGCCGGCACUGUGCACUGGGUCCAGGCAGUGGGUUGGUGUAACAACAUUGCCUGGAAUGUGGGACCACUUAAUGCAUACCAGUACCAGCUGGCCUUGGAGCGUUUUGAGUGGAACGAGGUGAAGAAAGUCAAGUCCAUCGUUCCUAUGAUUCACGUGUCCUGGAACGUGGCCCGCAAUGUCAAAGUCACCGACGCCCACACAUACAAAAUGAUAAAACACUGUCUCCUACAAUCCAUCAAACACAUUCAGAUUCUGAGGGACCAGUUGGUAGCAGCAGGAAAAAAGAUUUCGUACCAGAGCCGAGUGAAGGAUGAGCCUGCCUACUACUGCAACGAGUGUGACGUGGAGGUGUUCAACUUGCUAUUUGUGACCAGUGAGAACGGCAGUAAGAAAACAUACGUGGUGCACUGUGAGGAUUGUGCCAGGGAGCGCAGCCCAAACCUCUCCAACGUGGUGGUGUUAGAGCAGUACCGCACAGAGGAGCUGAUGACCGUCUAUGACAACUUUGGCCUGGCUUCUGCGCCCAGUUCAAGGUGAGGACCAAUCUUCCUCCCCAGCCUCACAGCCAUAACCAAAACUCCUGCCUGACAGGACAACACAACUUGUUGAUUUUAGUAACUUUAGUCUUUUUUUUUUUUUUUAAUAAUUUAAAGUUUAAACUACUACUACUACUGCUAAUACUUGUUGAACAGCCAAUCGAAAACCAGUUUACUCGGCAUUGUUUACAAUACCAAUCAGCCAAUAAGACUAGUUUACUCCUGUUGGUCCAAACUACCAGCCUGUGAUGGGUGCUGAGGGACUUGAAAUUAGACAGUAGUUACUGCUGUCAAGUCAACAGCUGUGGAGUUGACUAUCUCAAUGGCAUGUUUGUU
Messenger RNA from Chanos chanos (milkfish), 6956 nucleotides. It is a transcript of the gene kdm6ba, whose product is annotated as lysine (K)-specific demethylase 6B, a. The coding region runs from base 580 to 6621 and encodes 2013 amino acids. Gene Ontology annotation, biological process: heart development; regulation of gene expression. Gene Ontology annotation, molecular function: chromatin DNA binding; RNA polymerase II cis-regulatory region sequence-specific DNA binding; histone H3K27me2/H3K27me3 demethylase activity. Gene Ontology annotation, cellular component: MLL3/4 complex. Lineage: Eukaryota; Metazoa; Chordata; Actinopteri; Gonorynchiformes; Chanidae. The transcript is spliced from 24 exons. The record is from RefSeq and is a predicted model, not a curated record.